AUGGAUGCUACUAUCUCGGCUACUCGCUCUGAGGACACCUCACGUCUCAAGAGCCAAAUCGGCCAUUACGCAGCCUUCAGCACCAAGGGCCACCCAAUACAUCCGGCUAUAUACGACGGAAGUGGUUCGCGGACCCAUUUGGGUAUCAACCACCCUGUUCUAGCGCGUUUUCUCUGUCCGGUCAGGGAACUCGGGAGAUUUUCAGAGGACGCCGACAAGGCACUUAAAGACAUUCAGUGCGGCAAGGUUAACUUGACCGCAUUCGAUCUUCCCGCAUUCCUAUGGGCCGGAGACCCACCAGGUCAAGACUACGACGACGACAACAUGUUCGAGGGCAUGUUUGAUGGCUAC
Suillus bovinus is the source of this 351-nucleotide messenger RNA. RefSeq lists its product as uncharacterized. The record is from RefSeq and is a predicted model, not a curated record. Lineage: Eukaryota; Fungi; Basidiomycota; Agaricomycetes; Boletales; Suillaceae. The annotation marks the transcript as partial. The transcript has 2 exons.